This is a messenger RNA of Xenopus laevis (African clawed frog), 1088 nucleotides long. It is a transcript of the gene tmem150b.S, whose product is annotated as transmembrane protein 150B S homeolog. The record is from RefSeq and is marked provisional. Gene Ontology annotation, cellular component: autophagosome membrane; plasma membrane; endosome membrane. NCBI's taxonomy places the organism in Eukaryota, Metazoa, Chordata, Amphibia, Anura, Pipidae. Bases 64 to 756 code for a protein of 230 amino acids. The transcript has 7 exons.
GAAGUGCUAGGAGUCCAACAGACCUUGAGAACCACCAGGCAAGAAUCAUUAAGACUAUUAGUAAUGUGGGCCUGGGCUCUUCUUCCCAUUUGUCUGACUAUAUGGGCCACUGCCGGAAUAUGGAUAGUGUAUGGCAUGUCAGUUAGCAAUGGUUCUGUCAAUCUCUCAGAUGGUUUUCCCUAUAUCAGCCUAUGUGGGACAGACCCUCCGCAGAGCUGCGUAUUUGGACAAGUUCUUAAUGUUGGAGCAAUGCUAGGUGUCUGGAUCUCUGCUAUACGGUUUCAGCAAAUUAGAGAUUACAAUUGCCACUCCGUCCUGAAUUCUGUGAGUUUGGCAAUGGGAAUCCUAUGUGCCUUGGGCACAUCCAUAGUCGGGAAUUUCCAGCAAUCUAAUCAGCUGGAAACACACUUAGCUGGAGCUUUUUUGGCCUUUGUUAUUGGUAACAUCUACUUCUGGAUGCAGACUGCUUUAACAUACAUGGUGAAGCCAACGCAUGGCGGAUGUUACAUUGGACCAAUCAGAUUUUGCCUGAGCGUUGCUUGUACAGCAUUAAUCGUCUUGAUGGCUGUGUUCCUCAAGAUGAACAUGAAAUCAAUAUCUGCUAUAUGUGAAUGGAUUGUGGCUAUGAUUUUAUUCCUCCUUUAUGGACUGUUCGCAGUGGACUUUUGGCAUCUUGAUGGACACUAUUUCCACGUCAAGAAGAGGACAGUUAUCCCAAACGAAAUGCAGGUCUCCACGGUCACAUUAAGUAUUUAGCAAUCUGCGUGUUCUACUGUUGAACGGAUGGCCAGCACAACAACAGCAUUAAAGAGAAGUAUUAGUUCACUUUGAACUGCAAUAUUACAGGUUCAAGGGCCAGGCAAGUAGCCUUUUAUAGAGGAAUGCAUCCAUCAGAAGGCAGUGGUCCUAGGAAUCUACAGACUGUUUUUGUAAAACAUCAUCAUUUUCAUGCAAUGAUUAACCUCAACACUGCAACCACUUCAAUACAAAUGACUCCGUGAAACCUUGUUCAGUGUGUUAACAACUAUUCAAGUAUAAUGAUGGAGAUCUGUGAUAGCUUUAAUAUAAAUAUAUUUUUCAGAUAAAAA